This is a messenger RNA of Dimorphilus gyrociliatus, 4475 nucleotides long. NCBI's taxonomy places the organism in Eukaryota, Metazoa, Annelida, Polychaeta, Dinophilidae. The record is from the annotation of a GenBank genome assembly.
GGAAAUUCUAAGGUGAUUUCCGAUAGUCAUGUGACGAAACAUUUAGAUAUUUUCUAAACAUGAAUUUAUAUCAAUUCCCCCCAAUUGAAGACGAUGAGCGAUCCAGUAAAAAAUUUAUUAGAAAGUUAUUUAGACAAUCUUCGGUACCGACAGCAGAAACUACCGAUCCUGUAAAGACUGAAAAUGAUGAGGACAAGUCGCCUGAUAUGGCAUCGGCGCUAAAAUCAGCUUUCAUAGAUCGGUUAAAAACCUUGCAACACCGCAGCAAAUCUUCAGGGAAGGAUAAUCAAUUAAAAAAGUACUGGAUGCCUGAUAACAGUUGCAAGGAGUGCUAUGAAUGUGGGGAUAAAUUUUCCACUUUCAGGAGGCGACAUCACUGCAGAAUUUGUGGCCAAGUUUUCUGCAGUAGAUGCUGCAAUGAGCAAAUUGCUGGGUUUAUAAUAGGACGAAAUGAUUUUGUUCGCGCAUGCACACAUUGCUAUAAGAAGACUAAUCAUAUUUUACAAACUCAUCCAAAAUUCAGUGCUGAGAUUGAUUUAAAAGAAAGGCCAGAUAACUGCAUUUCUAGUGAAAGUUCAUCUACGUUUGAUGACCGAGAUUUAGACGAUUGUGACGCAAAAAUUGACAGAGAGGAUAGUGGACCGUGUUGCGAAAGAAAAGAUUCAUUAAUAACUGACUGCUCUGCUAUAACAUUGGACGAAAGUAAUGAAUAUGAUAUGAUAUUACCUGUGACAGACUUCCUCGACAACGGCAAAUCGGACAAGGAUGAUGUCGAUUCAAGGAUAUUUCAACUACAAAAAGAAUAUAAAACUCAUAUAGAAAUAUUGACAAAGCAUUUAUUGAACUCUCAUGGACUCAAUCAAAAAUGGUCUCCAACUGUAAUAGGACUAGCGAAAAUUGUAGUUGAUAGCGUUUUAGCUUGCACUACAGUGAUGGAUAUUAGAACAUACAUUAAAAUUAAAAAAGUAACAGCUGGUGAUUUUGAAAAGUCACAUGUAAUAAGGGGUUUAUGUUUUUCUAAAAAUGUUCGUCAUAAAAUGAUGAAAUCAAGUAUAAAAAAUGCCCGCUUGUUGCUCUUGAGAACUUCUAUAGAGUAUCAGAGGGUUGAAAACAAAUACUCAUCCUUAGAACCUCAACUUUUGCAAGAAAAUGACUUUUUAAAAAAUUGUGCCGCUCGAAUUGCUUCUCUUAAACCCGAUGUUGUAUUUGUUGAAAAUACCGUUGCUAGUAUAGCAUUGCAAUACCUUUUAAAGGACAAUAUAACUGUAAUUACUAAUGUUAAAAAAUCUGUUAUGGAUCGCCUCUCUCAAAUGUUUCACAUACCUAUUAUUACAACAGUGGAUGGUCUUAUUAAUUCCGAUCAAGUUGGUUUAUGCUCAAAUUUCACAAUUAAGUCAUUCUCAACAACAGAUGGAAAAGUAAAAAAUCUCGCUAUAUUAGAAAGCGAAAAGGAAGAGAACUGCUAUGUAAGCGUUGUUCUGCGAGGCGAUAGCUUACAAGAAUUAAAUCAAGUUAAACAAGUACUCAACUUUGUAAUCUAUGCUAUUCAAAAUUCGAAACUUGAAUGUUAUGUUCUGGCUAAUGGUAUUUUAUCUAAUACUUUUAAACAGCCUGAAAAUUCAUCAGCUUUUCUUCAAAAGAUUUCUUAUAAAAAUCUUGAAAACGAUAAAACUAAUGACUGCAGUCGUCUAAAGACUUCAGAUACAUCUAGCCCGAUUAAAAGAUCCAAAUCUCCCAUAAGACAACAGGAGGCAAUAGAAAUAAAAGAUGGCUCCGAUCCUUUAUCGAACUAUCAGGAAUCGCAAAAUGAAGAUAUUUUUAAUGCUUAUGAUAAACUUCAAUUGCUUGAAAGCAAAGAGAAUGCUUUUAAAAGAGCGCUUUCAGACGUAGUUCUUUCAGUUUCACCUUAUACACUUAUAUAUGUUCCAUAUUUAGAGACAAAAGCUGGAAAAAAUUCUAUUUUAAGGCAAUAUUUUACUGAUGUUGCCUAUCAUUCGAAACUACUUGAAGGAAAUGAAAGUGAGAGAAGAAAAAGUAAAGGCUUGAGAAGUAUUUCUUCUGAACCUACACAACAAAAAGAAUCUAUUCAUCACAUCAAUGAUUAUCAUCCCUUCAUUUCUUUGUCAAUGACUACUUCCCUAACAGAUAGGAAAGUUGAGUCAAUGAUUGCGGAUUUCCGAGCUAGAGGGGCUUAUCUUAAGCCAAUUUCAUUUGACAACUGCAGCGAAUGUAACGAUUCCCAAGCAGAAGAAGUUACAAAAAUUUUAGAUUGCCUGGAUGUGAAACAUCAUCAGAGAUUGGUUGUGUCUUUAACUGUAUCUAUUGUGGAAAAUGAAACUUCUAAAACUUGCAAAGGACCUUUUGUAGAUACCAUAAAAUUUUAUAGUCAAGGAGAUAUAUCUUUAGGAAAAUACCUUGAAAAAUAUUGGUUCAAUACACAGUCGAGGUGCUCAACAGAGGGUUGUGACAAAUCCAGCUUGAAGCAUGUCAGAAGAUAUUUAUAUCACAAUAGUAGUCUUCAAGUUACAAUUCAGACGAUGAAUUCCAGCAACGACUCCGUACCUGCUGGCUGUAUUUCAAGUCAAAGCAAAUGUACAGAGUGUGGAAUCAAAUCCGAUUUAUCACCAGUAUCUUUCUUUGAUUGGCACUACUCAUUCGGAAAGUAUUUACAAUUACGAAUGUCUUCCAAAUAUGUUUCUUGGUUCGAUAGUAAAUGGGAUAAAUGUGAUCAUAUUAAAAAAGAUCAUUUAUUCUAUAAAGAAAAUAAAAUGGUUCAGUUUAGAUUUGAUAAAUUAGAGCAAAAAGAAAUUUAUCUUCCACCAAUAGUUGUUUCAACUUUACCUUUUCUUUCUUAUCUUCGAAAUGAAUUAAAUAACCUAAAAGCAUUAACUACUUCAGUAAGUAAUCAAUUCAAGGAGUCAACUUCACCUGGAUCGGCUAAUAAUAUGUCAAAUUUACAUGAGGAAUUAAGAGAAAUCAAUACAAAAGUUAAUGAACUUGACGAGAUAUUAAAUCAAAAUAACAAAAUAGAUCAGCACGAUAAUAUAUUGAGAUCUAUUCAUAUUCAAAUAUUAGCUUUGAAGAAUAUUGUGCAAAAUCUACCUUGUAAAUGGAAUAAAUGGCUAAGGCAAAUUCAACGAAAUUCAGAUGAUUCUCCAAAAGGAAGUUGCGAGGAAGGAAGUUACGAUAAAACUCCAUUAAUAAAAGUAUCAUCUAUAACAAGCGAAACAAACUUAGAAGAGACUUUAACGUCAGCUAAAAGACAAUUCUCAGGAGUUAGUGAUGAAUAUCCAGUAUCAUUGGUAGCUUAUGCUCUGAGUUCUAAAGAAUACGAAAUUAACUUGAAAGAAUUAAGUGAAAAUGAUUCAAAUAAACCACAACGUAAUCAAACGAACUUAAAAACGAAAGAAUCGAUGACUGAAGAAUUAACAAAUUCUUAUGAAAGCCAAUCUAGCAAAUUAAAUUCAGCCGAUAAUAAAAAAUCUGUGGAAGUAUCAACUCACAAAGAUACAGAAGCUUCUGUUCGUUAUAAUCCUAAUAUACAGACUGAUAGUUUUGAAGAUGAACUGCUAAAACUUCACUCCCAAACAAGUGUUGAAAAUGAUAAAAGUGCAAAGAAGAAACUUGCAAAUCCUCAUAUUGAAUUACAAUUUCCUGACGGUAGAUGUAAAAUAUAUUUUGCUUAUCAAUUCUAUAAUUUGCGUUCGUUAAUCUUUCCAUCUGGAGAGAGCAGAUAUCUGCAAUCACUUUCGCAGUGCGUUAAAUUUAAACCUCAAGGUGGAAAAUCCGGAGUGGAUUUCUAUAAAACUAGAGAUGAACGUUUCAUUAUUAAAUCAAUUUCAAAUGAAGUAACAUCCUUUCUUCAAUUUACUACGGCGUACAUUCAGUAUAUAACUGAUUCAAUUUUCAAUAAGACUCCUACUGCUUUCGCAAAAAUUUUUGGAGUUUAUUGUGUAACAAUUGGUAAUAAAAAAUAUGAAUACUUAGUUAUAGAGAAUCUAUUUUACAAGCAAGACGUUCAAUCUAUUUAUGAUCUUAAAGGAUCUCUGAGAAAUCGUCUUGUUGAUACUGAAGGCAAACAGAGCAUGGAUACUGUUCUGUUGGAUGAAAAUUUGUUGAAGCAAAUGAAUGAAAAUCCACUGUACGUCAGAAGCCAUAGCAAAAGUAUACUUAUGAGGGCAAUUCGAAGGGACACUAAAUUUUUAUGUUCUCAAUCUAUAAUGGAUUAUUCUUUAAUUGUUGGAGUUGACGAAAAAGAGAAAAAGCUAGUUGUUGGAAUAAUAGACUAUAUUCGAGUUUAUACAUGGGAUAAAGCUUUAGAGAGUGUCGUUAAAGUCACGUAUAGCCAUUUGGAAGGGAAAGGUAAAACGCCAACAAUAAUGCCACCGGACGUAUAUAAGGGUAGAUUUAACAGUGCCAUGGAUAGAUAUUUUGUAGAAGUGCCCGAUAUGUGGACAAAUUUUGAAAAAUUUUAA